Meleagris gallopavo (turkey) is the source of this 6393-nucleotide messenger RNA. NCBI's taxonomy places the organism in Eukaryota, Metazoa, Chordata, Aves, Galliformes, Phasianidae. The record is from RefSeq and is a predicted model, not a curated record.
GCUACAAAAUGCUAUUUUUCAGCAUAGUCAGUAUCAGUAGCUACCACCAAUGAACAAGAGCCUGCAUGCUGCCCUUGUAAAGAUCUGCAUGACUGUCUAGAAUGUGGCUUAUCUUUCACGUCAUUUCCACCACAGUUGAAAUGCACUACUCACUGCCUCACUGUGCUCACAUCCACUGUUUGGUCUCCAGAAACAUUCAGCAAGUGCCAGAAUGUCAGUGAGUGUAGUUUUUUCUGCAUGGGGAAAUUCAAUAACACACCUCUGCUUCAUGCACAGUUCCAUACCAGAUGCCAUUCUGUCAGACUGCCCCUCUGCUCCUCUGCUGCCAUCUGUCUCACAGCAACAACAUGUAAUGGAAUAUUGGUGGGAAGGUUCAACCUCUGCUGUCAUAGCACCAACACCCACCUCUGAAAUUGUAGGCCAAAAUAGUAAAAUAUGUGGCAUUACUUUCAGAGCAGCCCUCUAAUACAGCACAAUGAAUUUUCAUGUACAAGUCAGUAUAAACUACAUGAACCCUGUGUCACUGUGGAGUCAUUUCCUACCAUAGGAUCCGGAAAGUCUGUUGUAGAGGGGACAAAGACCUGUUUGGAUGCUCAGGAGAAACCAUUUUGUUGAUAAAGAUACUCAGCCAUAACUGCAAAGGAAGGGGGGCAAACAUGAAAGAACUACAAUGAAAGAGAGACAGUGCAGUUGUUGGCUAGCAAGAGAUAAAAACAUUAACUAGGUGAACAAAAGAAUCUGAGGAACCGUAAAGGAAGCAAAGAAUCUAAAGAAGGACAAAGAAAGGACAAAUUCAGGAAGGCUAGAAGCGCAAAAUGGAGAAAGAUCAGGAGUUCAGGCAUAAGAGAGAAUUACUGGAGUGGAAAAAAAUUAAGGGUAUCUUGAAGACUGCUUUCAAUAUAUCUUGCAUUUCUGCUUUCUGAACGGGUAUGAAGCCUAGUGCAUGUUGGUAGGAGACAGUCUGACCAGCGUGUAGCUUUGGAGAUGGUUAGCUUUCUAAAUGUCUAAUUUUCUUUGGCUGUUUCUCAGCCCCAUGUGGACUGCUUGUGGAAAAUAAUUAAGCUUUCUCUCAUAAGUGCAGUUGUAAGAGCACAGUUUUGUGCAUCCUUCGAUUUUGUACCAUUUUUUCAUGCAGAUGUGUCCUUUUGUUCUGCUCAUACUCCGAGCUUCUGUGAACUCUUUGAACUCUGCGCCAGAGGAGCAGUGAGCUUUUUGAAGUGCACAGAAUAGUGUCUGGUCAAGUUGCUCUGGCACAUGUUUCAUUCUUUUGGCAGACAACCAUAAUUUAGCAAUAGGAACAAAGUGAUUUAUCUUCAUAAAUAUCAAGUGGUUAUUUUUGGAGAAGAAAAGAGGGAGAUACCUUGCUGAAAUAUAUGGUUUGGCUGGCUAAGCCUUUGACACGCCAUCGCUUAGAUAAAACAACAGACAUUCUCGUAAUCUUUAAGUGCUGCUGUCCUUUAGAUGCCACCAAUUAGUAGAGAAAAGCAUGAAAUAUUGUGGUUGGGUACAACCACAUCUUGUCACGCUGACCCUAGUCCUGUCCUCCACCACUCAUACAAUUUUAAAUCUGGACCAAGAUUAGUUAGAGUUUCAGCUGAGGUAACUGGCUGGGCAUUGAGUUCAGGCUGCAGCCUGGGCAAAAGGUUUUGUUUGUGCUGUGGUUUCUUUUGCUUGGCUAAUUCCAGAUCUCAUCGCUGCUCCCCAGCUCCCUGUCAGUGUCUCCCUCUCACCAAGAUAGCUCCAAGUUCCCAUUCUCCAUUCCUUGAAUUUUCUUCUAAGUGCUUUGGCCUGUAAGGAUGACAUUAGGACAGGAAAGACCUGCAUGAGUUCCAGUGCCCCAUAAUGAUCAAGACUGUGACAAUCUGGAAUUGCAAUUGCUGAACAAAUUACAGAGAAUUAAGGAAGAGAAUCAACCUAAGGAUUGUUCCUGAUGGCUGCUUGUGUAGCCCAUCCUUAAAAACAGUGAUGGAAGUUCCUCAAACCCUCCAGCUAAUAUUUCCUUCUUUGCAGUAAAGUUUUAUACAACUGUACUUUGCUAUAAUGUCUUCCACAGGUUUUUUAUUAGUCAUGUUAAACAACCUUGAGGCCUUCAGUCUUCCUACAUAGGUCACACUUCCCAGAUCGCAGCUGUUUUCUCUGGGCUUUGCCCUUGUCUCUUAUGAGGUGCAGGGUUCAGCUGCAUACAAUGUAAGUUCCUACUAGUUCCAUGCAAAGAGGAACUAAUUUGGGUGCCUCCAUUAGCAAUUCAGUUUCCUCAUCACAUUUUAACAUUUGCUUUCUUAACAUACCCUGACACUCUCAGGUCAUGCUAAGAUACCUACCAGCGUUCCUUCCUCCAUCCAGCCAGUUCUCCAGCUCACCUUUUAUGUUUUGUCAGACUUGCCCAAGAGUUGUUCUUUGCCAUUGUCUUCACUGAGCCAAACUGAUUUUUAAAAACACGAAACCAGUAUUUCAGGAUUGUUGUUAAAUCUAUUUCUCACUCUUAGUGUGCUCAGUAGCUCAGUAUCACCCAGAAUUGUGCCAACCACAAACAUAUUAAAAACAGCCUUUUUUUUAUUAUUAUUUUAUUUUUCCCGGACAAGGAGGCUGUUACAAACAAAAGCAUUUGGCUUUUUAAACAAAUGUUCAUCAUGUCGUAAGUUGUGUACUCUGAUACUUUGCUAUGUAGUCUCUGUGAUCAAACCGCGUGUCCAUUUGGGACAGUCUUGAUUCCAGGAGUGAUCUGUACUCAAGCAAUAGUUCCUUUGCUUUAUUAGCUCCACCUUUGGUGGUAUCCUUUGGUUAUUAAAGAGCAAAAUAUUUUGAAAACCAUAUUUUGUACUUCAAAAUGGAAACCUUUGAGAAACUUUAACUGUACACUGACUGUAGCUUGCUGACUGACUGUGACUUGCUGGUGCAGCCUGCUAAUGCACCAAGCCCAAGAACUUAGUUCUUGGCUUCCCUUUAGAAAAUGCAUAGUAAUUGAAGUUUGGGACUUACUGCUCUACCUGCUAAAGCCAUUAGGAAAGACCACAGAUUCAACAUUUUUCACAAUUUAGUGCCUUUUUCGAACUGUGAAAAGGAAGAAAUCUCCUUUUUUGGUUCUAAGAGGCUGUUAAUCACUGGAAGAUACCAGAUUUUUGCAGUGACGGUUUCAGAAAUAUUGGAAGACAAGAGAAGCAAGGAAACAAUUUGUACAUCGGCUUUCAAAAUGCUUUUGAAACCUGGUUGCUGUUGUAAUGAAUUUACAAGAGCAAAAAUUUGUUCUUUGGAGUCAAGACAACCCAGUCCUUCCUCACCAAUUAAAAACAAAUCCCCAUUAUUAGGUCCUGUUCUUUUCCUUUCUUUUUUUCAACAACAAGUAUUGUAUUAAGUAUAGCACAUCUAAUAGUUCCUGCAUGCAACUAUGCGAAAAGAACUCACUUUCAUUCUUAUACUGUAUAUAUCCUUCUCACUAUGCUAACCAUAUAGCAUACCUAAAAUUUCUAACAAUCGUGUUACAAAUUCUGGCUAGUCGUAGAUUGCCAGAAUGACUGACUUUAGGCUUUUGUAGUGCUGGAAUUUAGCAUUAUGCUGCCCAGAUUCCUUAGAUUUUUCUGCAGCUAAAUGGAUCUUUUUUCUUUUCUUUUUUCUUUUUUCUUUUCCAUCAAUAAUUGAUAGUAAUGUAGAAGCAGCAUUUUGUUUUUAGGCACUCGCAUCAGACACACGUGGUUUUGCAAAUUAUUGUAGAUUUCUUGCUAUAAUCUCACUUCAUUCACAUGCAAUUGUAAGCAGCUGAGCUUUUCUGAUCCAGCACCAAGAAUUCAACCUGAACUCUGCAUUAAGCUGUGUGACUGGGAAGUUGAGCGCUAUUGCUUAACCCCUUUAACUGCAAUCCAUGAUGUCAGCCUUCCUGGGAUAGUUUCUCUCUGGAGCUUUGCUCAUAGCUUUGCUGGUGUUAAACACUUUUCUAUUCUGGGGAGUUAACUCCACCAUUCUGAACUUGCUCAAUUUGUGUGUAUUGUUCUUAGAUGAGGCAUGAGCCACAAUGAAGCCCUGAAGUUACCUUGCUGGGUUAGAGUAGGGGCCCAUCACAGUCAGUGCCUGCCUUGGCAAAAGUCUUUCAAAAGAAAGUGCAGUAAAUGGUGGUCAGCCAUCCAGGGGAGAUGCUGCCUUCUGCCUCCCUGAAUUGGAAUGUGUAUUAUCCCCCGAAAUAUGAGGAUCAAUAUGCAUUCCAAAGCCCUAGACUUUUUCUCCUCUUUAUUAAAGGACUUGCCUUUAUUUAUAACCUGUGGCUAUCUCCCUUUUUCUUCCAGUGUUGUUUGUGUAUUGUAUUAAGUUUAUUAAUUUCAUUAUGUUUAUUAAUUACAUUUGAACUUGCUUCCUUUCAGUAUCAUGAGAACACUUGCGCACAGUUAUUCAGCUCCCCCAAACAGAUUAUUUUCUCGUAUUCAGUGUUAUUUUUUAACUUUAAUCUCUGCUCUUAAUUCAGCAGCUCCAGUGGUGCAGAAUGGAAAUCUCUUCCAGGUCUCUUCUUAUUUUGCAACUCUGAAUCCUUUCCCAUUUCUGCUGUCUUUCACUCAGUCAAUGCUGCCCAGGCGUCCUACUCUCCAUCACUUUUUCUCAAGGACUCCUGAAACCCAGACAUGGUGCUGUCUGUCUCAGGGUUUCCUCAUUCCUCCUCCCAUCCCUCGAUCAGAUUUGUGCCUGCAUCCCUUCCCCAGGAAAGGACAUUUAUUUACCCCUUCUUCACUAGAGGCAGGCCUUUCCCGCUGCAAUUGCUUUUCUUUGGCACAUUAUUCUGUAUCUAUAAUGGCUUCCUCCAGGGAUACUACCUGAUCUACUGUGCUGAAUACCCAACGGAUUGGUGCACCGACAUCCGAUUUACAUCAGGCCUCCUCUUAUUUCUUCUGGGAAUGGGAAUCAACAUUCACAGUGAUCUCUUACUGCGCCAGCUGAGAAAACCUGGGGAAGUAACUUACAAGAUUCCUCAAGGGGGGCUGUUCACUUAUGUUUCUGGAGCCAACUACUUUGGAGAAAUCGUGGAAUGGUUUGGUUUUGCCAUCGCUACCUGGUCCUUACCAGCCUUCACCUUUGCCUUUUUCACUCUUUGCUGCAUUGGGCCCCGUGCUUACCACCAUCACAGGUACUAUCUCAAGACAUUUACGGACUACCCAAAAUCAAGGAAAGCCUUGAUUCCUUUUGUUUUUAAUGACUUGGAUAUGGAUUCUGUAUCCUAUUUUUAUAGGGCUUUUUCCAAUUCCGAGUUUUAAAGUUAGGUCUGACUAUAAAUAAUUGUACAAAUGAUAACCUGGGGUUGUAAUGGGCAAGAAGGUCGUACAGAACUGAAGUUCUUGUUAUUAAAUACAGGGGAUAUUGCAGACAGUUUUGGUUAGAGGGGCUCCCCAAGUACUUGCUUGUCUGUGGAGUUCCACCUGUGGAAAAUGAGUAUGACUAGUAUGACUCCAUUGACAUCGUAGAAAAAACACUGGCUAAAGUACAGUGCGGAAAAGGAGAAAGUAAGCCCAUGACUUAAGAGAAAGUCUCGGGUCACUCCAAUUUAAAACCAUUCUGCACACCUGCUUCUUCCUGCCUCAUGCUGUGGCACAUAUGCCCUCGUGGCGGUCUCCUUUGUCAAGAAAGUAACUCUACCCUUUAUUUUUCAUCUAGAAGCAAAGUUAGCUCCCAGAGCCACGACACAACAAGAGGACACUUGUGGGCAUGAGGCUGGGAGCAGUGUGUUGUGGCACAGAAGUAGCAUGAAGUAUGUGGAGGUGCAAGCAUCUUGAGCUGCCACAAUGUCUGCUUUACUUCCUUGAGUAAUACCCUUCUCACUGCUAGACAAUUAAUAUUUACUCACCAGAAUUCUUUUUUUUAAAUGUAUGUCAUUAAAAUAGUUGCAGCAGCAUUAGAAGUUUUUUACCUUCUGGCAAAUUCAGAGGUCUUUUCAAAAUAACAAUUUGUUCACUCAAACACACUCAAUUUUUAUUCAUUAAAAAAAAAACAAACUUGAAAUUGUGACGUAUAACAAAGAAACAAUGAAAAUAAAAAGCUCUGGGUUGAAGAAAACAUUCUCAGAUACUGGCAGUACAUUUUGUCUAAGAGGAACGUUUUCAGAUAGUCCUAUUAGGAAAUGAUACACGGAUAUUAUUGAAUUUCCACAAAGACACACAGUAUGUUUUUUCAUAAUUUUAGAAUAUAGUUAGGAAUUUUCGAGAAAAAAAUAUCAUUAACCUUAAUAGGAACAGAUGUUUCAGAAAACACUGAUAGUUUUAGUUACCCUUUGCAGCACAAAAUCCUGCUAAGAAUUAUGCUGAAUGGCGGGGGGAAAAAAAAAGACCAGACCACAUAUUAAAUAUAUUACGUGCUGCUAGAGUAACCUGAUGGGCUGUAUGUAAUUUUCUCUGAAACACAAUAAAAUUUAUGUAAAGCACA